Molecule: messenger RNA, 2292 nt
Organism: Lolium rigidum
Lineage: Eukaryota; Viridiplantae; Streptophyta; Magnoliopsida; Poales; Poaceae
Exons: 8
Coding region: 1-2292 (763 amino acids)
Source: RefSeq, a predicted model, not a curated record
AUGGUCAAGAGCAUGAGUAAAAGGAAAAGAAUGAUUAGGGGAGCUGAUGUUUUUAUGACACUGGCUGCAGUAGAUGUACUUGUUCGUGCUAUCACGAGGAAGAGAAGAAGACCCCGUAUCACCUAUGGCCCAAUGCAUGAACGAGAUAGGAUCAGAUUUGAUUAUUUGAACCAAAAAUUUUGGCAAUGUGAUGUGACAUGUAGAAAUAUGUUAAGGUUUGAUAGAGGUCCUUUCUUUCGAUUGUGUGACAUAUUGAGGGAUCGUAAGUUGUUAGAGCACAGUGUUCAUCUAAUUGUGGAGCAACAAGUGGCAAUGUUUUUGCAUACAAUUGGGCAUAACCUUCGGAAUAGGGUUGUUGCAACAAACUUUGGUAGAUCAUUCAGCACAACAAGCAUCUAUUUUAGGGCAGUCCUUCAUGCCAUAGGAGAGUUGCGUAAUGAUUACAUCAGGCCACCAUCAUUGGAGAUACCAACAAAAAUUGCGGGAAAUCAUCGAUUUGACCCAUAUUUUAAGGAUUGUAUUGGAGCAAUCGAUGGUACACAUGUGCGAGCAUCUAUUAACAAAGAUGUGGAACAUUCUUUCCGUGGUAGAAAGCCUUUUACUACUCAAAAUGUGAUGGCAGCGGUUGAUUUCGACCUCAAGUUCACAUAUGUGCUGGCUGGUUGGGAAGGGUCGGCUCAUGAUUCAACCGUUCUAGCUGAUGCAUUAGGGCGUGAGAGAGGCUUACAAGUACAGAAGGAAACUGCACCAUGUCUCGGUCAUCACGACGCCGACGUCCGCAGCUGCGACGCGUCCGGCCACCACGACGCCAACGGUGCACGGCGGCUGCUCGGGAGGCGGCUCGGUGGCCACGCCGAUGGAUCACGGCGGUUGCUCCGGUGGCGGCUCGGUGGCCACGCCGACAGUGCACGGCGUCUGCUUAGUGGCCACGCCGACGGAUCACGGCGGCUGCGCGGUGGUGACGCCAAGACCACCACCAUCGCCGCCAUCAUGCCAUCGUUAAGCAAGAUCAAAUUGUCGGGGAACCUCGCCGACGCCUUCUUCCCGAACAACACGGAGAAGCAGGUCCACGGGGUGCUGCCGCUCGACUCGCCGGAUGCGGCCGCUCGCGGACUCCCUCGUCCCUCCUCGUCUCUGCGGUCAAGGCGCCCUAGGCGCAGACGUGCGCGCAUCGACGAGCUGCAGAACUUGGCCGGCAUGCGCGCGUCCACGGCCACGGGCAGGGCGACGCAUGAGCCGAGCAGGGCACUACUUCGCACCGGCGCAAGUGGCUACACUGGCCGGCAACAGCCUACCUUGGUUGGUAUGCAGCUGGAGCACUCGCAUGGUCGCGAGGGCAGGGACGACAGGCUUGACGGUGGCGGCGGAAGCAUCCGCUUCAAGAUACUCUGUAGCUUCGGCGACCGCAUCAUGCACCGCCAGACCGACGGCGCCCUCAAGUACAUCGGCGGCGAGACCCAAAUGGACGAUGAUGGAGUCACCACUCCAAGUGGCAGCACCGAUAAAAGUGGGCAGGCGGUGUGGACCACCUCCAUGACCAACAUGAUGUUGAGCCUUUUGUGUGACAUGGUUGCUAGUGGGAAAAGAACUUCGUCCGGAUUCAAGAAGGUUCAUUUCAAUGAAGUUGCUACAGGUUUGAAUGAACAUUUCAAGCUAGCUAUCACGGGGGAUCAAGUUAGCAACCAUCUUAAGAAGUGGAGGAAAAUUUGGGGGAGGAUAGUCCAAUUGAAGAAUUUGAGUGGAGCUCUAUGGGAUGAAGAUAAUUGCAUUAUUAAGCUAAGCGAUGAACACUAUGCAGGUCAUUGCAAGGAUCACAAAUCUGAUGUCAACUACUUGAACACUCCCAUUGAAUAUUAUCAUGCCAUGAACACUAUGUUUGGCACAACUACUGCUACGGGUAAGCAUGCUAGGUCCGGGAAUGAUCCCCUCUCCAAUGAUUUAGAUGAGGAGGACAAUAGUGAGGUGAAUGUUGGCGAGUCAUCUUGUUCCAAAGCACCAGCAAAAAAGAAGGCCAAGGUAAUGCAACUUGAAGAUGAUGCGCUAGUUACCACUCUCAAAGAUGGGUUCAAACUUGUAGCUGAAGCUCUUGUGAAGUCUGGUGGAGAUGAUGAUACUAUACCAGAUAAUCUUUGGGAUGUUAUGUCCAUAGUUCCUGGUUAUAGUGAAGGAGAACUUGCUCACUACUAUGCUCACCUUGUUGACAAUCCCAAAAUCGCAAGAGCUUUCUUGUCGCUUAGCCUGUCUAACAAGUUGGUUUGGGUUAGUAGGUAUGUGACCAAGAACUUUGGUUAG